AUGAAGGGUGGGUUUUGGAUUAUUCUGACUGAAAUUAGUAGAGCGUACAGGAAUAGAAAAUGGAACAAUAGAGUGGGUUGGACGUGGACGGACACGAAAGUUAAUAGGGGAAAAGAGCGAUGGGACAUCAGUACAACUGUCAAUAAGAUUUCGAAGGAACUUUAUGUUUGUGGUUUAUUAUUCUGUCAGACAGAGUUAACAGACCUAGCCCACGGAGAACUGAAAAAUGAUCGUGUGAGGGGUGGGGAAUAUUUAGUAUAUAACUGGUGUAGAACGGCUUUGGACUCUUUCUAUGGUAGCAGAGUCUGA
Molecule: messenger RNA, 309 nt
Organism: Cinara cedri
Lineage: Eukaryota; Metazoa; Arthropoda; Insecta; Hemiptera; Aphididae
Source: the annotation of a GenBank genome assembly